Molecule: messenger RNA, 795 nt
Organism: Cyphellophora europaea CBS 101466
Lineage: Eukaryota; Fungi; Ascomycota; Eurotiomycetes; Chaetothyriales; Cyphellophoraceae
Exons: 2
Coding region: 1-795 (264 amino acids)
Cellular component (GO): prospore membrane; lipid droplet; ascospore wall
Source: RefSeq, a predicted model, not a curated record
AUGGCGCUGUCCGUUUUCGACGCGACUUUUCUAUAUCCUAUCAAGGGCUUCUUCUACUUCCUAAGCCGCCCGUACUACUGGCCUCUGUUCCGAACCCGCCUCAUACCGAUAUGCUUCCUGUCCGCAUUCAUACUGUCGAUCCUGUUCAUCUUCGCCUUCUUGCCGCAGGUCGCGUUCCUGGCAAUUUUCCAUGGAGCCGGCGCGUGGCUUAACGCUGUGGUCCUCACUCUCGGCGAAGGCGCAGCCAUUACAGGUCUGCUUUUCGAGGCCUUCUUUGUCGACGAGACACAGGUCGAUGUCUUCGACGCCGUUCUCAUCGAUCAGGGCCUCUCGGAUUUGGUGGCCCAGGCAAGAGUAUUGGAUCCAACCGCAGACGACUCGGUCAAGAUGCUGGGGAAACCGACCGUGUCGUCGCAGUACGCUCCCUUCAGUUUCCGACAGAUCAUCGAGUUCAUCAUUCUCCUCCCUCUCAACUUGAUCCCCUUCGUCGGAGUGCCCAUCUUCCUGGUAGGGACAGGCUAUCGCGCGGGGCCGUUUCAUCAUUGGCGCUACUUUAAACUGCUGAGUUUGAACAAGAAAGAGCGCAAACAGUACAUUAAGCGACGGCAGUUGAAAUAUACCUGGUUUGGUAUCGUCUCGCUGAUUCUACAACUCGUCCCGGUCCUCCAGAUGUUGUUCCUUCUCACUACUGCGGCAGGCAGCGCUUUGUGGGCUGCAAAGAUGGAGAAAGCCCGUAGAGUGAGAGAGGCAGCCCCCGCUGAAGCUGAGCACGAGCCUUAUCACGACGAACCCUGA